AUGUCUUCAACAACACUGAUGACGUUUUUGCUUACUACCAGUCCCAGUGUCAAGUCCGUCAAACUGCUCGGGUCAUGGGAUAACUUCUCGAAACCAUAUGCCAUGGAAAGGGAUCGCCGCGUCGGUCCAGGCCAUUGGAGAGGAUGCCACACAUUUACGGACAUAGUCUGUGACGGCUCUCCCACUCAUCAGGCCCCAGCGCGGUCUGGUGGACUCAAGAUGGGUGGUACUUAUUGGUAUUAUUACUUGUUGGACAACGACGUCGAGUAUUAUAACGAAGCGGAGCCAGUGACCUCGCUUUGCCCGUUGCUUCCCGGUCAGCCGCUCAAUGUGCUCCAGGUUCCCGUUAUCCUUCCCGACACUCGGCCUACACAUUCCUUUCAAGACAGUCCGAGCUCCAGGAAGCCUGAUAUACGAACCAUGAACCCAGAGGACAAGUACAUGAACCCACGUCGGCCGCCAAAGCCAAAGCUUCUCCGUCUCCGUACAUCCCCGCCACUACUUCAGCUGCCAACCCCGGCUUGGUCCUUCAAUACAUCUCCUCUGGGAGCAUUGACCAAUAGAGCGGCUUCCCAGCCAAGUAGCUCUGUAAACAAAACACCGCGAAGUUCUAGCUCCAAGGCUGCUCGCUCGGUGUCACCACCAAGGUCGAGAGGCCUUCGGGUUGCAAUCCGGUGUCUGAAUGCUUCUUCUCCCGACCUCAGCAACACCAACCACUCGGACAAUGAGCUGGAUUCGAAAGUCGAAUAUGCGUCUUUAUGCCGCACCGGUAGUAGUGGAAAAGGCCGCUUUGACUUUCCAGAGCAUUCUUUCCAUGACUUCAAUCCGGCCUCGACCGCCAGGCAAUACGAGCACGUCCUUCACCCAGAAGACCUUCCCUUCCGCCGACCUGUGUCUGCGGACAAUGAAAGCCCUCCGACAAUGUCCAUUCAGGAUCGUCGUGCAUUGAACACAAAAUCCAUGGAGCACCUGUCGUGUAGGAGUCCUCUGACUCUUGAAGCGCAGCCCGACAAUACGAGCGCGAGCGAAGAGUGUGCCUCAAAAACCUUUUCAUACAUGGCUGCAGAGCUCCUAGCGGCUUUAGAAUCGCCAUCGUUCUUGAGAACUGCCACCAUUCCAGAUGCUACGACGCCUACCCCAUUCACUUACAAAGAAAAACGGCUUCCCACAUUACCCAACUCGCCCUCGUCGGUGAUGGAUGAAGCGCUGCGCGAUAUCGACGCCCGCGAGAGAGAACUCGAUACCGAGAACCUAGGAAGUCACUUUUCUGACUUCAGUGAAACGGAGGACUCCGUGGUCGGCAGCUCCUACUGCGAGAGAAGUCACUUUUCGGAAUGGAGUACAGAUACAGAGAUAAUCUCUCCCGAGUCCAUGACCUCCUCUUCCACUUUCAACAACGACAACCAGCCGUCCCGCAAUCCCGCGGACGCGGAAUUUUCAGACCAGCUCGUACCCUCUUUGGCCUCCGACGCGAGCGAUCCAAACACUCCUCACCUGACAGUGAAUUCGAAUGCAACCUCCAUUGCCGGCGACUCACCUCACUUCAACCUUCCUCUUCCCCGCUUGACGGUGUCAUUGUCUCCGUCUGAUCUUGACAUGGCAGGUCUCGGUAUUGAAGACAUGUACAACGUGGAGAGGGACCCCAAAAGACACGCAGCUUUCUUCGGCGCCAUGAAUGCUUUCGAGACACUAGGUUUGGUGAAAAGUCCCGACGCGUCCACCAUCGAGUUUUCCGAGGAUGUCAAAAACAACGCGGCAUCGCUUACUGACAACCGGGACGUAUCCAACCGCCUCAGUCGUGCUUCUACGUCUCUGCUGGAUAUGAUAGACGAAUUGGCCUAUCUACGGAACGUGAUCCAGUCUGGUACUGGCGAGGAAUAG
Aspergillus viridinutans is the source of this 1881-nucleotide messenger RNA. RefSeq lists its product as uncharacterized. The transcript is spliced from 3 exons. NCBI's taxonomy places the organism in Eukaryota, Fungi, Ascomycota, Eurotiomycetes, Eurotiales, Aspergillaceae. Bases 1 to 1881 code for a protein of 626 amino acids. The record is from RefSeq and is a predicted model, not a curated record.